CCUGCUAAUAGUGCGCCCGGUGGAUUGUCAACACUAUGGGCAAACGUAAACGUGAUAAAGUCUCUUCAUCUUCCGGUCGAGCUCUGGGAUUUCAUUGUACGAUGGGCAUGUCAGGGCUCCGGUCCUCGUGGGCUUGCAGAUAUUAACUUCAAGAUGGCUUGCAGCCUAGCCUUGGUCUCCAAGAGAUUGUACAGCCUCAUGAUCCCGCUCAUUUACACUCACGUGAGACUGACGAAGCCAUCUGACUUGCUGCUCUAUGCUCAGACCGUCUCGAGCAGACCCUGUCUAUCUCAACACACAAGAAGCCUCUGGAUUGGACCCGACGAAGACCACGUGGAAUCUCGAAAUUGCUGGCCUCUCAAUGAAUAUCGCACAGCCAUGAUAUCGUCAAUUACCGAUCCUUUGGAGCUGCCCAUACGGCUUGACGCCGGUACCUGCUACUCUUUUGAGGCUGGUCAGCCUCUCUCCUCUGAGGGAUGGCUCUUCGAAGCUGCUAGAGUUGUCAUCCGCGAAGCAAGUCGGACUGUAGGUGAUCCUCAAUACGGAAGGGGCGUCAGCCUGCGCUGCGGAGGGACCGUGUCUUUUGACGGAAAAAAGCUUGGGCUCAAUGAAGGGCAGAUCAGAGUGUAUCAAGUUCAACAAGUCUUAGAUUGUUUUCUUCAAAGCCUGCGCAAGAGGCAACAGUUGCGGUCUGCGCCAGGACCUGCCUUGCGAGAAAGCAGUACGAUCUGUUCUCUUCGAACGCACCCUGCUUCUGAUCGAUUCGAUCAUCCGCUUGUGUACGCUCGGACCGGCACAGAUUCCAAGUGGCCUACAUGCGAUUGGGCACUUCUCAAGAAAGCGAUGGUGGACGAAGAAGAAGAUAUCAAGGCUGAGGUACAGCGCAGUAUCCUCCACACCUCCACUGAGUAUAGCGGAGAGUGUUGUGUGGAUUUAGAAGAGGCUAUUUGCGGAGAGGUGCGAGCGGCUGUGCCGAGUGUGGUGGCCCUCGUCCUACUUUCUCGGGUGGUCUUGGCACAAUCCCCAAAUUUAGUCGGCCUGGCGCUCAAGGGCUAUCUGCAACAGGCUGUGACAGGGACAAAGAAUGAUCAAAGAUUCGAGAGGCUUCACUUGCUGGCAUUGGGACCACCGGGGCGACAUCCCGAAGCUCAUCUCCGUCUUUCGCACGCCGGCUUGGCCAGUGUCAAGAAGCUGAGACUGUGGGGUAAGAAUUGGAUAGACUCGGUUUCGGAGAGGCCUCCCGUAGCUCAUACUGUGUUGCCUUUCUGUACUUAGGUGGCGAACCGAGCCCAGAGGCCGCUCGAGCCAUAGAUGGGCCUAAUGCUCUGCCUGCACUCGAAAGCAUGCACUGCACAUGGUCC
This is a messenger RNA of Microstroma glucosiphilum, 1361 nucleotides long. RefSeq lists its product as hypothetical. The record is from RefSeq and is a predicted model, not a curated record. The transcript has a single exon. Lineage: Eukaryota; Fungi; Basidiomycota; Exobasidiomycetes; Microstromatales; Microstromataceae. The coding region runs from base 154 to 1275 and encodes 373 amino acids.